AUGGCCAGUUACUACGGAGGUCUGGGCCCCAUGCUCAAUGCAGUACUAUGGGUUCAAGUGGUUAUCUCUCUAGUCUUUGUUGGUCUUCGCAUUUACACCCGAUCUAGAAUCCUCCAUUCCGUUGGUCCAGACGACUACCUUGUCAUGACUGCAUUGGUCCUUCAGAUAAUUUACUCCGCUUUUGUCACCGCCGGAACGAAAUAUGGUGUCGGUCGAAGGUUCAACGACAUCGGGAACCCAGAUGCAUACUUCAAAGCUGUCGAACUCGAAGUAUACAGUCAAGUAGCCGGUAUUUUACUUAUCGGCGUGGGGAAAUGUGCUGUGGGCAUCUUUCUGUUGCGCAUCGUUCGGAACAGAUUUCAAAAGUCUUUUAUAUGGGCCUCUCUAGCAGGUACUGUCGGUAUCACACUUUUCGCAAGUAUUGUUGUUGUCGUACAAUGCUACCCCGUCGAGAGCACCUGGGAUAAGAGAAUCCCCGGGACAUGUUGGAUAGACUUUUCCAAAGUCGGGCUGACAGUUGGAUCUUGGUUCGUUGUUGCUGACUUUGCUUUUGCAAUUCUCCCAUGGUUUGUCAUCUGGGAGCUGAACAUGAAACGAAAAGAGAAGAUUACAGUGGCCUGCGGUUUGAGUCUUGGUAUAUUUGCUGGAGUAUGCGGCAUCGUUCGAACAGUGGCCCUUGACGGACUCAACGCCAACGAAUAUAUCUAUGACACAGUGGACAUGCUUAUAUGGUCCGCUACUGAGAGUACAGCCACAAUAAUGUGCUCCUCCAUCCCAGUCCUGCGUCCUCUCUAUGUACGCUUUCGAUACGGGAGUAAAGGCGACAGCUCUGGGGAGAAUAGCAGCUACAAGCUUCCCAUGUACGGUAAUCACAGUGGUAAGAAGUAUGGAACUGGGUCAAGGACGGAAGCACCUGCUGGGCCGUCCCAUCAAACUGUGAUUGCGUUUAAUGCCAAUAAUGCUAGCGAUGAGAGUAUCUUGCGCGAUACAAAGACCCAGAAUAAUGGUGGGGGGAUUACAAGAACUGGUGAGAUCUCGAUCAGCUAUGGGGAGAUGUAG
Molecule: messenger RNA, 1059 nt
Organism: Fusarium pseudograminearum CS3096
Lineage: Eukaryota; Fungi; Ascomycota; Sordariomycetes; Hypocreales; Nectriaceae
Exons: 5
Coding region: 1-1059 (352 amino acids)
Source: RefSeq, a predicted model, not a curated record